This is a messenger RNA of Fusarium verticillioides 7600, 1221 nucleotides long. RefSeq lists its product as hypothetical. Bases 169 to 960 code for a protein of 263 amino acids. Lineage: Eukaryota; Fungi; Ascomycota; Sordariomycetes; Hypocreales; Nectriaceae. The transcript is spliced from 2 exons. The record is from RefSeq and is a predicted model, not a curated record.
UCAGUGCCUCAGAAUGACGACUGAAAUGAUAGGAUCUUCAAGGAGUGGUCACGGGACUGUAGAUCUCAUAGUUGUGAACGUGAGUCACAACAUCAGCCUCCAACAUACCAGGCCGUGACAGUUCUUAUCUGUUACCUGCCUUCUUCAUAUAGUAUUCAGAAAAGAAGAAUGGAAUACUAUUGCAAAAAGUCAUGGCAGAGUGGUCAUUUCAUCGGGAGAGUCAAGAGCCACGACGAGCUCAUCGAAAACGCUCGCAAACUCAUACAAGACUUUCGAAAUGCCCGUUCAGAGAUUGGCGACGAAUUUCCAUCUCUCGUCGAAACCACCAUUGAACUCGAAGAACUCGAUAAGUCGGUCGCUCUCAUCCAACAAGAGGAGUCGCUUCGCACCGCAGCCGUGGUCAGAGAGAUAAAGGGCACUAUCAGGAGUGUUCACUAUCAAAGUUGGGAAGCAGUCCGAGUAGUCGGGAAGAAAAGGAAGGCUGUAGCGAAAAAUGGGCCGGACGCCAUGGUCCCAAAGAGAUAUAUCCAUUCAUUCAGACCCAUGCCCAAGUGGGUUAUCAGGACUAGAGAUAAACUUGAUAAUGCUAUCUUGUGCGCGCAGGUUGGAAUCAUUGGCAACAAAAAGGAUGGGUUUUCAAUUCGGCCUCAUAAGGUGUUUGAGAUUGAUAGAAAGGUCAAAGAUGUUCUUGGUAUCCAUAUGGUUCUUUCUUUGAGAUUAUGGGAUGAGCCUACUUGCAUCGAUGGCCGGAGCAUCUCUCCUGACGAUGAACCCAAGAGCGAGGGAACUCAUCAGCAUGUUACCGCAAUCGAAGGGAUAUACAAGGAAACGCACGAUGUAGAGGAGAGUCCCGUUUAUGAAAACAUCACCCUCGACCAGGCGCGUCUCAUGGCCGGUGAAGACGGGGUGCAAGGUUGGACCGAAGCGGCUAGGUUACAACCUCAAAGAAUGAAACACUAAGUAUAGGUCACGAGAAGGGAUAUGGCGUCGUCGGAAGUUACAUACAGACAAGGAGACAUUUCUAGCAAUAUGGAUAUUCUUUUGUCAUUAGUAGGCAAGUUCACAAGCCAAUGGUAUUGCACAGUUUCAUGAUAAACACUAUCGCUUUCUCAUCUCUUCAAUCUCCUAGUGGGUAUUUCAACAUGUCAAUCCUAAUCACAGUCCCUUUCAAACACUCAAUCUUGCAUCUUUCUAAGGAGCAAGAGGAGCUUCAGCCUCCUU